UUCAAAACGCAACCCACAAGCAAACUUCAAAUGUGCUGUCAUAAAACAAGGAAAAUCAACAAGUAUAUAUUUAUAAACAAUAUCAAUAAAUAAAAACAAUACACCAUGCCGCAGCCAUAACUCCGUCACUAUCACCAAACAUAACAAUUAAACAUUAAAAUAAUGUGUUUUUACCUCACUACUUAGUUCCGGAAAAGUUCAAUAAAAUGAAGACCAGUGCCGCCUUUCUCACUUCACUGUUAAUAACUACAGCAAUAUUCGGAGAUUAUGUCGUAUUUAACUCUAAAUACUCGAAUUCUCAAGUGUUUCGCGCGUUUUCUGACACUUUUGUUCAUGGAAUAUUGGGCGGCUUAUCGUCUGUGGUGUUCUUUAAUUAUGACAAUAGUUUGAAUUUUCACUCGUAUAUUACUUACAUUAUAUUCUGCACUGUUGUGUCUUCGUUGAUCGAUAUUGAUCAUGUCAUCGCCGCUUGGUCUUUGCAGUGGAAGGAUAUAACCAAUGCAAAACAACGGGGCAUAUUCCAUGCCACAACAUUUUGGCUGAUCGUAGUCUUAAUCCUCACUCUAUACGGCUAUGUUAUAAAAAAACAAAGCUUAUAUACUCUCAGUGCAAUUCUUCUGGUAUCUGCGUUAAGUCAUCAUCUCAGAGAUGCAAAUAGAAGAGGUAUAUGGAUGCCUCCACUUGGAUCGACUCCUCCAUUAAAUAAAUUGAUUUAUAUUACGUUAUUAGGUAUAUGUCCUCAUAUAUUAGCAUAUGUAUACCAACAUACUAAAUUUAGGUUUUAUAAGCAUGUGUAUCAAGAUUUUGUUGUUUGAAAAUAUUAUUGUAUAAUCAUAUAUAUUUCGUCCUUUUGAGAUUAUGGGCUUUCUUCAAAGUACAGCUUUGAUAGCCAUAUAGCACACUCUUAACAAAACAAUGACAUAUUUCAAAAUUGUUAUUUUUUGGCAGUCGUCGGAAAACUGAUUUCAGUGUGCGGCCUUUUAUUUUUCCCUUUUUAUUCAUGCUAUAGGUUGAAUUUUUUACCUAUCUUUAAUAAGCUUAAUUUUAUAGCAACUUAAAAAAAAAGUUAGCGAACAAAAAUUAGUUUUCCGACUGCCACAAAUUAACAAUUUUGAAAUAGGUCAUUAUUUUAUUAAAAUAAUGCUAAAAAAACUUUAGUACCUAGUAACUGGCAAGUGGCUAUUGCCAUUGUCGAUCAGAGUUGGAUUUAUACAAUUUAAUUAAGUACUAUGGAUGAAGAAUAUGGGCAAGACACAGAAAAUACACAAAACGCAGACGCAGAAUUCUCAAGUAGAAUGGAGUCAACAAAACACUCCGGGACAUUUUCCAAAUAUUUGGGGAAGAUUGUAUUUAACGAAGGCAUCCUUAAGAGUGUGAUAAGUAAAAGAGGCAAUAACCAACUAUUACCUUAAUGACUGUUAAAGCUGUUUUUAGGAUGGUUUGAAUUCACAUAGUUAAUGUAACUUGUUCGGUAUUAUAUAAAGCUAUUUAAAUCACAUACUGCA
Messenger RNA from Manduca sexta (tobacco hornworm), 1505 nucleotides. RefSeq names its product transmembrane protein 267. The coding region runs from base 207 to 815 and encodes 202 amino acids. NCBI's taxonomy places the organism in Eukaryota, Metazoa, Arthropoda, Insecta, Lepidoptera, Sphingidae. The record is from RefSeq and is a predicted model, not a curated record. The transcript has 2 exons.